This is a messenger RNA of Cimex lectularius (bed bug), 1225 nucleotides long. It is a transcript of the gene Ctu1, whose product is annotated as cytoplasmic tRNA 2-thiolation protein 1. Gene Ontology annotation, molecular function: tRNA binding. The record is from RefSeq and is a predicted model, not a curated record. Lineage: Eukaryota; Metazoa; Arthropoda; Insecta; Hemiptera; Cimicidae. Gene Ontology annotation, biological process: tRNA wobble position uridine thiolation. The transcript is spliced from 6 exons. Gene Ontology annotation, cellular component: mitochondrion; cytosolic tRNA wobble base thiouridylase complex. The coding region runs from base 141 to 1142 and encodes 333 amino acids.
AGCUGUGCAGCAUUGACCACGUGUUUGGAAUCUGUACACGCGAGGUGAUUUUUGCCUGUCGGUUAUCAUCAUAGACCAUUAAUCAGCAUGACAGCAUUGUCAUAUUUUCUAUUUUCGAACUAUUUUUAACUGUCAUAGUGAUGCCGACAUUGUGCAGUUCAGGAUGCGGCCAAAAUGCCUUGAUGAAGCGCCCGAAAACAGGGGACGCCCUGUGCAAAGAAUGCUUUUUCUGGGCAUUUGAGACUGAGGUGCAUCACACCAUAAUAAAGGGCCGCCUGUUUAAAAGAGGCGAUGUCGUUGCGGUGGCCGCUUCAGGCGGAAAGGACUCAACCGUACUUGCACACGUUCUCAAGACCCUUAACGAGAAGUAUGAUUACGGCCUUGAGCUGGUCCUUCUUUCCAUUGAUGAAGGAAUAACAGGUUAUAGGGAUGAUAGUCUUAAGACAGUUCAACAGAAUCGUGAUGAUUAUCAAAUGAAGUUGAAAAUACUCGACUACAAAGACCUCUACGGGUGGACAAUGGAUGAGAUCGUUUCUCAAAUAGGAAAGAAAAACAACUGUACUUUCUGCGGUGUAUUCCGGCGGCAGGCGUUGGACAGAGGAGCCAAUUUGUUGAAGGUCGACUCAGUAGCGACAGGUCAUAAUGCUGAUGAUAUAGCCGAGACUGUCCUUAUGAACAUACUACGAGGGGAUAUAGCUAGACUUCAAAGAUGUACUGCUGUCGUUACAGAAAGUGAUGACUCCAUUCCUAGAGUUAAACCUUUAAAAUAUGCUUACGAAAAAGAAAUCGUAAUGUAUGCAUACUUUAAGAAGCUAGUUUAUUUUUCGACCGAGUGCAUCUACGCACCAAAUGCUUACAGAGGGCAUGCAAGGGCUUUUUUGAAAGAUCUGGAAAAAAUUCGUCCCUCCGCAAUAAUCGACAUUAUACACUCAGGUGAACAGCUCAUGGUAAAAAAAGGCAUGGGCGUCCAGAAACGCGGCACAUGCAUCCAGUGUGGGUUCGUAUCGAGUCAGAAACUGUGCAAAGCUUGCACCCUCCUCGAAGGGCUCAACAAAGGCCGGCCAAAACUCGGAAUCGGAAAAACCAGCAAAGCUCAAGAAUUGAUCAAAACUGUGACUGAAAGGGUGGCGAUAGACUUUUAAAAGUCCUCUGUGAUAAACAUGAUGUUUUAGGAAAAUAUUGUUUAUAAUGGUGUAAAUAAAGUUUAACUAAUUUUAAUAUAUUU